Molecule: messenger RNA, 1337 nt
Organism: Effrenium voratum
Lineage: Eukaryota; Dinophyceae; Suessiales; Symbiodiniaceae
Source: the annotation of a GenBank genome assembly
GCCAAUUCACUCAAACGCGGAGAAAAUCUCCUCGCAGCCAUGGGAGCGCGGCUGGGGAUCCAUGAGCUCCUGCAGGACCCUGGGACCUGGGAGGGCGCGACGUGCAGCCGAAGGCCUCCGUUGCGACUGCGCACGUCCUUCGAGUUGCUUGGCCCACUGGAGGUCUGUUAGAACACCCGGUGCGGUUGCGGUCGUUUUUUGUUUUUGUUUUGUUUUUUGUUUUUGUUGAGAGGACCAUGGUUUCUGAUGGAAGUCGAGGAGACCACCAUUUCUGGGGGGUCCCCUAAUGUAACACGCGGCAGAAGCUUCCAUGUUUGGGGCUGCGAGACGCGUGUGUCUAUUCAAAGGAUCCCUGGUGGAGGUUGGUCCAACUCUGGCUGGCGCAGAUGUAUCGCAACUGUUUUCGGUGGCUUGUCUUGACUGGACUGCAACUUAGGUCAGAGGUGGCACAUGUGGAGCGGGAAGCUGGAAAGGAUGUUGAGAAGCUCGAGGAGUUCCUGGGAGUAAAAUCUGCUCCUGGCACUGGCAAGAAGCAGGACAAGAACAUCGCCACGGUCAACCAGACUGCGGACCUAGGUCUGCAGAUCAUCCAAAGCUACAAGGAGGCCAUCCCGGCGCAGCGGAAGGCGCUGGACCUGGCCAUGGAUGCGCGGAUGGCUGAGCUGGCACCCCUCUGCUCCAAGUACAUGUUCCGCCGCGCGGAGCUGCAGGGCCUCUCAGCGGCCCAGUGUGUGGCGGCCCAGGGCCGCCUCAACGCGGAGCAGCUGGACAACGACCGGGGCCCAUCUGGCUGCGUGGAUCCCAGGCGGCUGAAAUCUGGAGGCGCCUGGACGCUGCCUGCGAAGCCGUGCACCUUUGGCUUCAGCUCUCAUCAAAUGAAGUGCUCAACGAGGCUGGACUACCUGCAGGACCGCGAGCCUGCCCCGGGCUCGGACCCCGACGGCGACGGCCACUCCAUGGACGAGUGGGUCAAUAAGUGGUGCCACCCCAAGUUCAGCGUGCCUGGCCGUCCUCUUUCUGCAGACCUAGCUGCUGGGGAGUAUGUGCAAAACGAGGAGGCGGAGCAAGAGGCUGAAGCGCUGAAGCCGGAGGAGAAUGGUGGGGACGACAAGGUGCCGCCCGAUGAGCCGGAAACGCUCGAGGAUGUCAUUUGAGUGGGCGGCUUGUGAAAUUCAGGAAUGCCCAGGGGAGCCAUUGACCAGGCACGUGGAAGUACCAGCUUUCUGUCCCGGCCCCCGCGGCGCUUCUGCGAGCGAGCGACUGGCAAAAGAAGCCGCCGUGGCUCGGCCCAGUGUUUUCCCCCAAAAUAGAUCCGACGUGCCGUAGGGGCUGAGGGA